CAGGCAUACGUUUAGGCAGCCACUUCAUACAAGCAGGCGCGUGGUCACAAAUCCUAGCGGUGCUUUGUGUGUGUAUGUGUGUGUUUGGGGGGAGUGACUGAGAAGCGGCACUCGUCUGGUCUUUGCAUCCUGUUGUGAAUCUACAACGGCGCGUGUGCUGUUGUGUGUGCGUGUGGUGUGUCUGCGAAGUGUGUUUGCCAUCAGAGCGAGUUCAAGUAUGAAGCGAGGCAAGAAGGCAGAGGAGGUGGCUGCAGAGGAGGCGGCUGCAGAUGGGGAAAGUGACACCGGCUCUGCUACUCCAAAGAAAACAAAGAAAGCCAAGGAGCCAGAGGCCCCGAUAUUGUACGAGGAUCCUCCUGACAAAAUGACCAGCAAAGACGGACGGGACGCUAACAUGAAGAUCACUUCCUGGAAUGUCGACGGACUGAGGGCCUGGGUGAAAAAGAAGGGCCUGGAUUGGGUGCGCGAAGAGGCUCCGGAUGUUUUGUGCCUGCAAGAGACCAAGUGUGCGGACAAAGACCUCCCUGCCGACAUCACCUCGAUGCCCGAGUACCCACACAAGUACUGGGCCGCCUCAGAUGAGAAGGGGGGUUACAGCGGUGUGGCUAUGCUCUGCAAGACCGAACCCCUCAAGGUGACCUAUGGUAUCGGCAAAGAGGAGCACGACAAGGAAGGCCGCGUCAUCACUGCAGAGUUCCCCAGCUUCUACCUGGUGACCGCCUACGUGCCAAAUUCCGGCAGAGGCCUUGUGCGCCUAGAUUACCGCAAAACCUGGGACGAGGACUUCAGGUCGUACCUGAGCGAGCUCGACAUGCAAAAGCCCCUGGUGCUGUGCGGUGACCUCAACGUUGCACACCAGGAGAUCGACCUGAAGAACGCCAAGGGGAACAAGAAAAAUGCGGGCUUCACCCCCGAGGAGCGCGAGGGCUUCAGCCAGCUGCUGGAGGCCGGUUUCACCGACAGCUUCCGCGAGCUCUACCCCGAGCAGGCCAACGCCUACAGCUUCUGGACCUACAUGAUGAACUCCCGCGCAAAGAAUGUGGGCUGGAGGCUCGAUUACUUCGUGCUGUCGUCCUCCCUGCUGCCGGGCCUGUGCGACAGCAAGAUCCGCAACCAGGCGUUGGGAAGCGACCACUGCCCCAUCACUCUGCACAUCACCGUGUAGGCAGUAGGUCACUGCGUAGCCUAUGCUGGCACCGUUUUCUGUUACUUCUGUUCUGACUUGGCACAAACUAUCCUGUGUGCGGUGUUGAGAGUGAAGCAACACCUGCUCGGGCAGGGAAGUUGAAAUUUCUUACCGGUGAAGUACUGCAGGAACCUAGACGUUAACUUUUGUCUUUUUCACGAGUUUCAUAAAAUUAUUUUACAACACAAUACGUAAUUCCCAUUUGUCUUUUCUGUUAUUGGAAUUUGUCAGUAAACCCAGUGAUUUACAUCUGAAUUCAUCAUUGGAAUUAAAAGUUAAAAUACAACACCAAAUACCUAACAUGUCCAAGCUGAUUUUCAACAAUGACUGUAAAACUCUGUGUAGCUUCUGUUUGUACUGCUUCUGAUCUGAGACACAAGCACAUUUAUUUAGUUUGAAAAUAAACUACCGCUGUUGAGAGAACAUGCAUUUCGCUGUAGCACAAAUCAUUUUAAGCUUCCUUUCCAAACCAGUGUAACGUUUUCCGUUGUAAAACUUGGCCCACCUCUCAAUAAAGAAAGAACUUAUGUAG
Scophthalmus maximus (turbot) is the source of this 1718-nucleotide messenger RNA. RefSeq names its product APEX nuclease (multifunctional DNA repair enzyme) 1 (gene apex1). Gene Ontology annotation, cellular component: nucleus. Gene Ontology annotation, molecular function: DNA binding; DNA-(apurinic or apyrimidinic site) endonuclease activity; endonuclease activity. Lineage: Eukaryota; Metazoa; Chordata; Actinopteri; Pleuronectiformes; Scophthalmidae. The record is from RefSeq and is a predicted model, not a curated record. The coding region runs from base 218 to 1165 and encodes 315 amino acids. Gene Ontology annotation, biological process: base-excision repair. The transcript is spliced from 5 exons.